AUGGCAGAGAGGCGGACCAGAGGCAUGACCGGCUCGGUUCAGAGCCGGACCACAGCGGCCCGGGCCACUGCUAUAGCCGAACAACUGCACCAUGAGUGCUCCACACUGCUGGAGCUUUAUAGAAAGAAGGAGAGCUUCACCGCGGAGGAGACGGUGGCUGGCGGUGGCCUGGUGUCUGUCCCUCCUCUCUCAUCGCAGCUGGACACCAGGGACACGCUCUGGCGCCUCCACUCCGCUCUGCUACAGUGCCGCAGCUUGCUGGAGAGAGCCAUCGCCAAAGAGGAACAGGAGCUUGGUGGCGGGAAGAAGGGAGACUACGAGACCCAGAGGAAAAUCGUGAAGGACAGGCUCUCGCUUCUCCUAAUCAACACAGGAGAGCUCCUGAAGGCUGCAGGUGGCCCGGCGGUCCUCAGCCCUAAUUUGGAUGGCCUAGAGUUAGAGGGACCGAGCACCCUGUUUGAGCUGAAGCUUUGGGUUUGUCGGAUCUUCAGGGAGGUGGAGCACUGGACCAAGACGACCAUCACCACCUUGCAGGGCCUCCCCGAUGUCAUAUCCAAGGAGCGGGCAAGGAGAGUCAGGAGCACAAGGAGCGCUCGGAUACGUGGCUGCGGAAGGAAACGGAAAGGGACACCUGUGAAAGUCUUUGUUACACACACGGAGGAGGAGAGCGUGCCUGAACACAGCUUCAGCCCAGGUGAUCGUAAGGAAGCAGCAGAGAAUAAACGGCCAACACUGGAUGGACCUUUCUACAACACAGAGCCUGUGCCCCACAACUGUGGUCCAGUGGAGCUGGCUCAUGACAGAGACUCCACUGGAUCCAAGAUCAGCUCCUGCUCGGCCUCCACACCAGCUUCCACCGCCCCAACCCCAACACCACACCCUGCUCCUGCUCCCGCCACAGCAGCCUCGGCUCAGGCCCUGUCUCUGACUCCCGCGUCCACUGCUCCGGCAGCUCCAACAGCCUCUGCUCCGGCCCCAACGGCUAGCUCCUUCCCUCCCUCCCCUAACUGCCGCAUCCGAGAGGUCCACUGUGGCAGCCAGGUGCGGCUGGUCGUUAUUGCCAUCCGAGACAUCACCAAGGGGGAGGAGAUCACUGUGGACUACAGUUUGACCGAAUGGGGAGAGAACCUGGGUUUCCGUGGUACUGUGUCUCCAGUGCAACGCGAGUGUAACUCUGACACUGAGAAUAACAACAAUAUCAAAAAGGAGGAUGAGCCCCUCUCUCUGUCAGCUCAGCAGCGCCAACAACAGCAGCAGCAGGACUAUGUCACCCCCUCUUGGUCCCUAUCCCCCUCCUCCUCCCCCAUAUCCCACUCUGAUGCCAGUGACUCAGAUGCUGGGGAUGAGGACAACGCCAGUCCUCGUGGGCGUGCACUACGUCGCCGCAAGAAACGGCGCGGCAUCCCUUCAAAGAAAAAGACCCCCCAUCGCAUGCCACCUGGGCGCCCUUCACCAGUCUCGCCUGCCAGUGUUCCGCAUCACAACCGUCCGCUCUCUUUAUCCCACCCUCCGGCGCAGUCCUCCCCACCCUGCUCGUCUUCCUCGUCUCCGGUUAAGCCUGUGUUCAAAGCCCCGGCUCCACUCGGUGCCAACAGCACAAGCAACGUCAACACAAGUGUCCCUAGAGGAGGAGUGUCUAUAGACUCCAUGCGCCAAACCUCAGCCAACCAAUCCCCAACCUCCUCUGGAAGAACCUCCACCCCACCAAUGCUGACUCCUCCACGAGGACAGAAUGCAGUGCCAGUGUCUGUUCUUAAGAGGAGCCCACCCCCUGUGGCUGUGAUGCAGCCAAGGAAGGGAGCAAUGAGGAGGUUUAAGAAAGACCCACAGGUGGAGGAGGAAGAGGACGAAGAUGAAGAAGAUGUGGAGGUUGUGGAUGUAACGAGGGCCAAAGAGGAGGACGAUGUAGAGGUGGUGUAUCCGCAGUCCUACGGCACCAAGUUGGCCAAAGAGAUGGAGCCACCAAAAGAGGAGGAAGAAGUGGAAGAGGAGGAAGAAGAGGAAGAGGAGGAGGAGAAUGGAGUGAUGGAAGUGGACGAUGAGAGUGGUGCAGAGGAUAAAGAUAAGGACUUGCUGAGUGGGUCGGGGCGUCACCACUUGCUGCCCCUUCUCUCGUCCUUGUCCUCUCUGGUCCUGUACCUUCGUCGUCUCCAACACUCGGCCUUCCUGUCCUUGUCCCGGCAGCUGCAGUCAGCCGAGGCUUGGCGCCUUCUCUGCCACUCCAGUCUGGCUCUCCUAAUCCUGUACAACCGACGACGUGAGUGCGAGGUCUCCAAAUUGUCCAUUGCUGAAUAUCGUGCUCGCAUCACUCCCCAGUGCCCAGUGCCCGUCCCACCUGGUGCCCCUCCAGCUCUCACCCCACUGGAGGCCUCUCUGUCCCCCUUUGAACGCCUUGUGCUUCCUCAUCUCCCUAGAGUUGGAGUUCAGGGUAAACGGGGGCGAGUUCAGCCCCUCAUCCUCCCCCCUCACUGUGAGCCAUGUCUGGAGCUUUUACUGCAGACACGGCAAGAUGUAGGAGUCGACCCGGCAAACCCGUAUGUGUUUGCCAGGCCCUACCACUCCCCUGCCACACCACUGCGAGGAACUGAUCUCCUUCGCAGCCUGGCCCGCUCUAGCGGUACCCGCAAUCCCCGUGCCCUGACCCAGACCAGGGUUCGCCGCCAGGUAGCGAUCCUGACCCAGCUGCUGCUUCUGGGUGAAGGAGAGGAGCCUGGGCAGCCAGGAGGCAGCGCUGUGGAGAGGCUGGAGCACUUCCUCGAGAGGGAGUACCAUGUGACACAGAGCUGUGCCGGAAUUGGCCAAGACCCAGGCCUGAUGGGCAGAGUUGGCCGAGUCGUGCUUUGUGGAGAGAGAGAUGGAGUCCUGUUCAGAGGAAUGAGCCUGAACCACAUCUGCCUGGAACUGGAUGUUAUGUCAGGGAACUCUGCAGACUCAUACUCAGAGGGAGAGUCUGAUGGGGAGCAGGUAAAGGAGAAGCCAGAGGUACCCUCCCCUGCUCCUACUCCAACUCCUACACCUACCCUGCUCUAUGUCAGGAAGGGCAAGAACAAUGGGCGGGUGGGACGACCAAAGAAGCUCAAGAACACCCAGCCACCCCCUCUGCCUCCUCCGCCCCAACCUAUCAACCGCAGGAGAGGCUCAGGUCAGCUCACAUCAGGUAAGCGAGGCGUCCUAAAGCGUCCCUGGUCAGAGGCGGAGCGCGCAGCCGUCGAGGAGCACCUGACCCGAAACAUCACCGAGCUCCGAGUCCCUGCAAAGGCCGACUGCGAGCGCUGCCUGCAGCAGUGCCCCCUACUGGUCAGCAACCACCGCGACUGGCGUGCCAUAAAGUUCUACUGCCACAACCGCAUUCAGUUGCUGAAGAAGAACCAGCGGCGUGACAGCGACCCACAGCCACUCACAGUCUGCUGAGAGGGGGCAUCUGAGCGAGGGAGGAAGGGAGGGAGGGGGGUAGAUGAGCUGAUCAGAACAGAUUCUCAAAUGGUACCCUGCUGCCCAGGAAAUGCACUAAUUUUGAGAGGACGGUCAUAAAUUUCACUCUACUCUCCUGGUAGCGUGGUUUGUGUUUUUAAACAUGGUUUCUAAUUUGACUCCUGAUGGCAUUUUUAUUCUCAGCCAAACAAGAACAGAAAUUCCGAUUUCCGCUGCUCUACUUUAAGGUCUUAAAAAUGACACUAGAGUCUUUAGGGUGCUCCUGUUUUCAGGGUUACAGUUCAAGUCUGGUCAAAAGCAGUGCACGUGGAUGGGUGCCGUUUGAGACAUGCCUUUGGGUACUUCAGUGACCACGCUACUGCCCGCAGCCUGUGUUGUGUUGUGAAUGUUUUUUUUCCUCCUUCCAAAGUGGAUGGACACUAAACUGAAAUGUAAACAAGGGAGGAGACUGAGCCCUACAGUGUUGUUAUAUGAACGUCGUGAAGUAGCAUUAGCGUUUCAUGCACUUGGAGACGUCAACAGGACAAAUGGCCUUAGUCUGGGCCACACUUUUCCUUAAUAGUGGCUUUAUAUGAUUAGAAUAGGCCUAACUAAUGCUAACCUAGAAGAAUAGCCCAAUCUUUCCUCGAACAAGCUAGUUCUUCUUUUCAUACAUCUGACUCUGCUAUUCUGACUGUGGUUCCAUUAUAUUUGGACCUCAAGGUACUAGGUGACGAAUGAGUUACGCUUUUGCAGUUACAAUGAAGUUUGUUCGUUUUAUUUACUGAAACAUAACCCGUUUUUUUGAGUUGCGGGUUUCAUCACAAAGAAAAUUUAAUGGCAUCAGAAUGUUGUGAAGUUACUGUUGAAUACCUAAGAUGUUUAGUUCAACCACAAAGUCCAAGAAACUUACUCUAUAAACUGUUGUCCUUGUCCUUUCCCCCAUUUCCCCCAGAUGAACAGUGUGUUCAUAUUUCCUAUUGUAUGUUGUUUUUUCUGCCUGUUGCACAUUUGUUUUUCAGAGAAGUAAAAAAAGGUGUUAUAGGCCAAUAAGCUGGAUACCACUUUGUAUGUGGAGAAGAUAUUCUCCAGGUAGUGUUUCAAAGUUUCUUAAAAAAUAAGUGGGCAUUUAUCAUAGAAGUGAUCGUUCUGUGUUGCCACAUUUGUUUCGUCGUCUGUGUCGACUUUUCCAAUGGCUAGAGCUCAUCCUGUACUUUUCCCGGCCACACUACACAGUUUGCAGCUCGACCAGAUUUUUUUGGUUUCUGGAUAUCUGCAUUCAUUGGACUAAAACCUCCACGAAACCUCAAGACAGAUACUUGAAGUUAUUUAAAACUUUUUGCAGAAUCUUUAUGUUCCUUCUUGCUCUAGCCUUGCCAGUUACGUUGUACAUAACAAAUAUAUUAUCAUUAUGCUAACUGGUUGUUUGUGCUAGAAUAUAUGUAGCUUUUUUUUUUAAUCCAUUUCUGAGUUAUUGCUAUCUGUACAUAAGCCUAUUUGUAAAUACUCCUCAGAGAAACAAAGAAAAAACACAAUGUAUGACAUGCCUUCGUUAUUGUGUUAUGUUUUUUCUUUUUUAUAAGUCUUAUAAAAAUUUAAA
This is a messenger RNA of Paralichthys olivaceus (Japanese flounder), 5011 nucleotides long. The record is from RefSeq and is a predicted model, not a curated record. NCBI's taxonomy places the organism in Eukaryota, Metazoa, Chordata, Actinopteri, Pleuronectiformes, Paralichthyidae.